UGCCUAGCAGACCGAUUUGUUACAACUUUCUAUAUUUUUUUGCAGGGGUAUAUACAAUAUGGUUUCUUUAAGAAUUUGUUCAUAAGACCACUCUGAUUAAGAAAAACGAUCGUGGUUUACGCCCCGAUAUAAAUCAGCCAGAUGGCUUCCCGAAAUGGGAGUCUGACAGCAGUCAAGCCUGGGAGUGCUCAGUCUCAGAAGGCUCAGUACUCAGCCCCUCAGUCUGCAGCUCCUUCAGAAGCAGGCACUCCAUUCAGCUCUCUCCCAACCACUCCAGGACAGAGGCCAUUAUCACCCAGGACAACCAGGGCCCAGUCUUUAGAUGUGAGUACCUUUGACACAGAACGAGAUAAGCAGUUUGAAGAAUUUGAUCCAAAGUUUGGCCAAGACAUUUCUGUAAUCAGGAAGUAUUUGCGAGAAACUGCCAUUGAAUCAUCAUUCCGGACCCUAUGCAAUGUGCUCUUAUCGAGGGGGGACAUUCCAUGCAAUCCCUAUCCUGGCUUUGUGAGGAGGAUAAGACAGUUAGCAGAAAGUUUUCACAUGCGGACCAACAAUAAAUCGGACUUGGAGAUUAGAAAAUUGUUUGAUUUUCCUUAUAAGAAUUCUGAGAUAUCCUACAUGACAUAUGCCGAGGGUCACAAACACAUCUGGGCUUUGCCCAAUAUAGUAUGCUGUGUGGAUCCGUUCAUAGCCAAGGAGUACAUUCACCUCGUAGAUGAUCUAACCCCCAGAAUGUCAACUUUACAAACACAGGAUGGAUUUUCAAAUCAAGUCACGGCUACUCUCGUUGGUCCAGCUGUGUUUCAUGGCUCCUUCUAUGAUGUCCCUAUUACAGUCCAAGUUCGUAUCGACUACUUGAUAACUGGUUCAAACAAGGAAAAGGCUAUUGAUCUUUUCAUUAGUAGUAUCUUAGCAGACCUGAAUUAUACGAUCCAGUUCACUAGUCAUACGGUCUUGGGUAUGAAUGUACCAGUGAGGCGACGAGGGAAGGAGGACAUCUGGUACUAUGACUUCUGGUCCAUUGAUAUGGUGCAGGCAGACGAAGGUAUUCUGUGGAACAAGCUGCGUGAAGUCGUGUAUGAGAACAAACUGAUCAACAUCGAGAUCAUCAUGAGAACUGACCAGUACACUGAUGUUUACCGGCGGGGACAGAAGCAGUAUGGUCUCAGUUAUAUACAGACAAAUGACCUUGACAAUCACAAGGAAGUCUUGUGUUCAUUCACCGAAUUGCCAAUGAUGACAUUAUUUGAGGGGUAUUUCUUCAAGAGAGUCAAUGCUGAGUCCUACAUGGGGAUGUACCUGCCAAGGAAGGAGAUGCAGGGUCUAACUGGACCUACUGAUGGUGCAUUUGAUAAUGCAGAACCUGAUAAGAAAUACCCCACAAGAAACAAGGAUUUUGGUGCUAAAUACCGUGAGAAACUUGGGUUCAAGAAAGCUGACAAGAAAGACAGAGUUAAAAUUGAUGGAUUCCGUUACCACGAUGAAGAGAAUCCCAGUAGUCCAUAUUCAUGGAAUAUUACAUCACCUAUCAGGUCCCUGUGGCAGAGGAAGAUAGCGUCACUCCAUCCCCAACUUGAGAUAUUUGAAGCCGCUCAUCUCAUACUCUUGCUCUCUCUAAUGGAUAGAGAAUCUGCCGAUGAUGAGAUAUUCCUUGAACUUCAUCAUCUUUUCCAUUCGACUGCAGCUAGGAUGGUGCGUCUGCUUGACCGCAACAAGGUUAUCAGGGAGCUGAUCAUUAACUACCAGGAUGAGGAAGAGUCAAGUCUGGUUAACAAGACAUUCCAUGAAUACAGGCGUGAAUUGAAGGAACUCCUCAAUUCUCACAUGCACGAGCGGAGCAUUGAUACUACGACCAUGGCACAGAGGGUCGAUGGAAGGCUGGAGAAGAUAUUGACCAAAGAGGACGGAACAGUCAGGGAGUCUGUACCCCUUGAUACUGAUACUGUGAUUGAGCUCCGUUUCGUCAACCUCUACUGCUCCAUGCUCUUUAACCAGUUCAUUGAAGACGCCCUGGCAGAUUGUCCUCUGAUAAAUCAAUUUGUCACGCUCAUGAAAUCCACAUUCCCUGAGUAUGCUCAGAAACCAGAGACACAGGAGAAGACACACGAGCCUGAUCGGAUGGGCGGGUCGACAGUUGGAUUACACAAAGCCGAGGUGAAAUAUGGACUGGAGUAUCAGCCAAUCUUGUUACAGGAUCGACAAGUGAUCAAUGUUGAGAUGUGUAUCGAGAGAGAUCUAGCGCCAAAAAACAUUGUCAUCGAAUCUGUUCUCAUCAAGUACAUGCUUGAUAUACACAUGGAUGAAGUGUGGUCAGAGUUCUUAGCCGAUCUACUCGCUGGAAUUAUCCUUCCUCCAAAUCCGUACCCAAGAUUUGUAACCCACCUCCGCCAAGCCGCCUUGAAGAUGCACCUCCUCUUUGAGAGCAACAAACAGUGCAUCAAGCGAUUGCAACAUGGGACGCCUAAGUUGGCCGACCCUCAGAACUUUAUCUAUGAAAUACCUGGUUGUGAUGGACAUGGUCAUAUCAGUGCGAUGUGUAUUCUGGACACCGCCGCUUUCUUCAUCAUGUCACAGCUGACGAAGAAACUAACAAAUACAAACUUCACCCAGAAGAAGGGAAAUUUCAAGAUUGCUAUGACGAUGGCCAUCAGUGGACAAAGCCCCCUGUAUGGCAGGAUGGAUCCAUACCUGAGAAUGCUUGAGCUUCAUGAGCAUUGCUACAUCAAGGGACCAAAAGGCUGCUAUGGAGAGGCCAGUCAGAUCUAUGCAAAGAUUGUUGUGAAUCAUCUGUAUGAAAUCCUCAGAACAUCAGAGUACGUUUUCCAUGGCUUUUAUCUCGGCGAUGAAGAACAGCGGUGGACAGCUGAUGACAUUAUUACCAGAAAGAGGGCGUUUACAGCAGAGUUUGAGAGGGUGGUCGCACAGAAGGAAGCACUUGUGUUGAAGUUCUAUUUGCCUCAAGAAUGGCAGUAUGUGCCAGUUGUCAAGAAACACCUCUUUCAUUACGUUGACAGUAAUGAGACAGAGUGGGAGAGGUUCUUCAACUGGAACCCUGUACAUCUGUAUCAGAAUCUUUUCUUUGAGACUGAGAAGGCUGCAUUCCACUUCCAACAAGGUGCCACCCCUGAUAACCAGACGCCCUUCUCCGGACCAAACCUUAGAAUAGCCUUCAACCUUCUCGACCAGAGGAUAAUGAAAGAAGUGAAGGACUUCAACUGGAUAAAAGUCCAUCGGUUACUGCUGACAAAAACUCUCAUGAAUCAGGGUACAACCCAUAUUGCAGAGACGUGGCGAAUGCUCCACAGCGUAGCCGCCCAGAUGGAAUACCUCCAAACACUGAACAUCUCCAUCCAAGAACUCAUCCUGUACUGCAUGGAGGAGAAGGAGAAACUCGAUGCCAGCCCCAUCAAAUUAAACAUCCCACAUGAAAGGAGGGUUCUACUUGGAGCGCUCAAUACAAAGACGUUUGGACUCAUGAUGGAGGCUUAUAGGUCAAAGGUCGACAAAGUUCUCAAGACUCAGGCUACUAUGGCGCCAAAGCUGUUGCCAGAGAUGGUGGAUGCAAAGUUCAAACUAUGCUGUGAAAGGGAUGGCGUCACCGAUGAAUUAUUUGUCAAGAUAAAUGUGAAGAGUGUUCAAACCAUGGAACAAGUGCGUCAGAUGUUACUCGGACUCCAAGAGACACUGUCUUAUGAAAUUCAUCUCAUAAGUCCCGAGGCCAAAGCAGCUAUCAAAAGUAUCGAGGCGGAACUGAACAACAGGCCUGUCACUUACGAAUGGUCGAGAGUUGAGCAGCCGGAGUCGUAUCACCAUGAACCAAAGAUAAGGAUUUCUGCCACGGAGGACAGGAUUGGUGAAUGGACACACCAAUGAAAUUGGACUGGUUUGCCCUUGAAAGACUGAAACUUAAUGCACACGGCUUUGUGCCUGGGCACCUCAUAAGUGGACUCAACUAAGAACACAGCAGCAUAGUGCUAUUGAACAUUUGAUAAGUAGAAUCGCUAGAUAUCUGUAGAUGAUCUGGUUACUUGGACCUGUUGUCCUGGAUUUUGAGACACAUUGUACACAUUUAGGUUGUUCAUCUGCAGAUUUUGGUCUGCACAAAGGUCUGUUCUGAAUCAUUUUUUCGCUUUGUUUCUGACACUUUUAAGAGAAUGAUAUGAGUUGCGUAUCUUGUUGAUACCAUUCAUCCAAAUGUGUAUAAAGCAGCAUAUUUUGAUAUAAAUAUACAUGUUCCCCAGGCUAUUGCUUCAGUUGAUUUAUUUCAUAAUAUAACUUAAGAGGAAUUUAUUUUGUUAUAAUUUACAUGUACUUUAAAAGUAAUAAAUUGGUUAGUUAAAAGGCAAUCUCAUUGUUUUGUUUUU
Lineus longissimus is the source of this 4364-nucleotide messenger RNA. RefSeq lists its product as uncharacterized. NCBI's taxonomy places the organism in Eukaryota, Metazoa, Nemertea, Pilidiophora, Heteronemertea, Lineidae. Bases 142 to 3873 code for a protein of 1243 amino acids. The transcript is spliced from 23 exons. The record is from RefSeq and is a predicted model, not a curated record.